UUCAUAAAUUUUGAGGAAUUUUUUAUGUUUUAGUUUCAUUUCUGAAGAUCAUAAUUAACUCCGAUGUAACUGUUGUGUCUUGACACGAGUAGCUACUGUUGCCUGUAGCCUAGCGUAUUAUACGAUAUGUCGUUUAUUAGCUCAGAAUUCGAAGUUCGACAAGUUAAAUUGUUUGUUUUCUUUUGAACGCUAGUUACAUUUUCCAUUUGCGAAUUGAAGAUAGCUGUGAUAGUUCAAACAUAUGACUCGGAUAAAUGCAUUUAAGUUAAUCAUGGUAAUUGUUUAUUUCUAUUAAUAGUCCUAAUGUUCUUUUAAUGAAUCUGGUUUAAAUAGGAGUCGUUUUCGGUCUAAAAUUUGAAAAAUGUGAUAGUUCAAAUACUCCAUUGUUCGUAUUCGAGAUUAGGGAAUUUGAAUAAAAUUAAAAUAUGUAUUUUAUCAUUUGUGGUCGAACGCUUGAUUGCGAAAUUAAAUAUAUUCUAGACAAAAAUUUGUCGUGAUUCGUUCCUUUUUAACGUUAUAGAUAAACAUUGAUUCUCUUUCACUACGAAAGAGAUGUUUCAGGAUGAAUCGUCUUGGCCGAUAGUAGUUUCAGCUUAAAAUGUCAAUAAAUGAUAGAUUUUACUCGUGUUGAUGAAAUGAUUCGCGUAUAAGAAAUUCGUUCUUCGGUAGUAGUUUUCGUGGACGAUUCAAGGACUGGUUACAAAAUCAUGCGGUUAAACUUGAUCGGAUUUUAAGAGGGGAUAGAUAUAACUAAAAAGAGUUGUUCUGGAAAAUUGUUUUUUGCAACUUCUUUUGUUUGUAUUGCUAGAGGUAUAGAAUACUUAUUGCUCCAAUACUUGUGCGUUCACACGUUUUGCAUUUGAUUAUUUGUCGCGCAUAUAGUCAUUUUCCUUUGAACAUCAUACGACAUGACAAAGAAAGUAAUUUUUGACAAAGAAAGUAAUUUUGUUUGUAUUGCUGUUUCUUGUAAUCAUGAGCUAUCGCGGUUCGAUCAUGCUAGUCUAAAUCUAUGUCAAAUGAUCCUGUCGAGGAGUAAUAAAUAUAAAAAAGUCAUCUACGAUUCAAAUUUGAGUGCCGUCUCAAAACAGAUGAUCGGUUAUUAAGCCGAAUCAUGACCUCUGUGAUUAUUUGGGCAACGUAAUGGGGUAAUGUCAGGCGCCUAAGCGAGGAUGCGAAGGUCGACUACUCACAACGGCACUUCAGCGAGGUAAUUUUCAAUAUGAAGAAACUUGCAAUUUUGCAUAUAUUUGUUACUCUCAGUGUGUUUUGCGUGCAAACAUUGCUAUUUUAUUCACCAGAGUGAGAAUUAAUGCGAUCCUAUGCUUCCAGUUGCAGCGGCGGCAAUCUUGUUGGAGUCUGCUCACCAUGGCGACUGGUUGGCGCGGGGACUGCUGCGGGUUGUGGCGGAAUGCUCCAGUUUACUACUGAAAGUUAGGCGCCAGAGCGUCGCUUGCGAGGCUAUGGCGCCCCCGACAUUAACACUACUGCCACUGGGAACUAGAUUGUUCGGCCGCAGGCCGUAAUUCCUAUUUAUUAUUAGCUGUAUAUUGCUCUGCAGGCUGAAUUAUUUUUAUAUGUUUUGGAAAUUAGUAAAUAUAGUUGUGCUAUACUUGUAUGAUUGUCGGAUCGUAUUUAGACGGCUGCAGUGUUUUCAGGCAUUAAUAAGUUCGUUAAUUGAAUAACGAUUUUUUAUUCAGUUAUUGUUUUCAAUUCAUUUCAAUAGUUGCAAGCAUUUUACCUGCUUGACGUUCUCUAUGUAUACCAGUGAUUAGAUUGAAAUAUAAUUAGAUUAGAAUUUGUAUAACUAUAUGUUAGUGAUAAGGCGGUCAAUGGCCAUAUUUCAGGAAUGACGGUUAUUACCGCUGGACGCUUCACGUUUCAAUAGAUGGUUAAAAUCGAUAAAUUGUUUCAUUUAAGUGCUUAUGUCAAUAAUUUGGUUUGGGCGUGUGUGCAGGUUUUGUGGCAGGCUCCCACAGUUACUGUCACGGCGUUUCGACGUGUUGAUUCAUCGUGUCGUGUUACCCGUGUCGUCAUAGUCUCGGAUGAGCUAGAUGAGGUCUCCUCAGGGGGACUAUGGACGCACGACGACGUGGUGGCUUACUGCCACCAGAACUUCGGCAGGCUGCCCGUGCUGCGCGACUGCGCUUCCUUCACUGAUGUUGCAACUUAUGUCGACGGUGGAUGUACGGUGGUAAGCAACCCUGACCACGAGGCUGCCUCGGCCAUAACUCUGACGUUCUCUCGCUAUCACCCGGAAUGCGACCUGAUGUACCCAGCACAGAGCUUCCUUAUGGAGGAAGCUAACAUGCAACUCAAGCAACCGGAAAUCGUAACGAAAAAGGAUCGUUUGUUCCUGAUGAAGAUCGCUAAGAGCCCUUUGUGCGACCCCGACAUGGAGAUCUGCGAGCAAGACAGAAAGAGACUCUGGAGUUUUUGAUGGCACUGCGCCGUUGAGAUGCUCAGCAUCCUGUCUAGACUGCUGGAUUGUGUUGACUGGAACUCCAGAAUUCAGGUUGAGAUUAAUUAUUUGGAGAUUAUGAACUAAUAUUUAAUUAACGGCUUUUUUCCCAGGCUGCUGGAUUGUGUUGACUGGAGCUCCAGAGUUUAGGUAGUUAUUAGGAAUUUGAU
Molecule: messenger RNA, 2628 nt
Organism: Hyalella azteca
Lineage: Eukaryota; Metazoa; Arthropoda; Malacostraca; Amphipoda; Hyalellidae
Exons: 4
Coding region: 1886-2437 (183 amino acids)
Source: RefSeq, a predicted model, not a curated record